AUGGCUGGGGCCUCUGAGACCCCUGCGAGCCUGGGGCUGGCAUCACCCCCCCCUAUGGCCCCUGCACUCCUGAGGGGAGCAGACGUCUGGCCCUUUCCGGGGCUGAGCAACGGCCUUGCAGUGCCCCCCCACACCCCGCAGGAGCAGCGCCCCCAUGGCCUCCUCCUCUCCACAGGGGCGCUGCCCCGGGCCCAGGGUCUGCCCUCACCCUGCCCGCCGCCCUAUCGAGAGCGGGCGCGGCAGCAGCGGGCCUGGGUGGUCACAGCGACUCUGCUUCGGGGGGGCUCUGCCUGCCCCGCCCCCUUCCUUCUGAUUCAGAUGCUGCUGGGGGGCCCCAGGAUGGGUGCCCCGAGCGGGUGCCCAGCGCUGCUGUGGGCCCUUGUGGCCCUGCUCUCGGCGGGCAUGGCAGAGACCCAGGACGGCGGGCAGCAGAGCGGGACGAGUCAGCGGCCUGAGAUGACUGCCCGGCACCUGACCUUCAUCCCGCCCGUCACUGUCUUCCCCACCAUGAGCCCCUUGAACGCAGCCCACGGCGGGCGGGUGUGCAGCACGUGGGGCGACUUCCACUACAAGACCUUCGACGGCGAUGUCUUCCGCUUCCCCGGGUUGUGCAACUAUGUCUUCUCUGCGCACUGCGGCUCCGCCUACGAGGACUUCAACCUGCAGCUCCGCCGUGGCCUGCUGGGCUCCAGACCCACCAUCACCCACAUUGUCCUCAGAUCACAGGGGCUCGUGCUGGAGGUCUCCAACAGCUCGGUCCUCAUCAACGGGUGGCGGGAGGAGCUGCCCUACAGCCGCGCCGGCCUCCUGGUGGAGAGGAGCAGCGCCUACGUCAAGAUCAACGUCCGGCUGAUGCUGACCUUCAUGUGGAACGGAGAGGACAGCGCCCUGCUGGAGCUGGACCCCAAGUAUGCCAACCAGACCUGCGGCCUGUGCGGUGACUUCAAUGGGCUCCGGGCCGUCAGUGAGUUCUACGCCCACAAUGCCAGGCUGAGCCCGCUACAGUUCGGGAACCUGCAGAAGCUGGACGGGCCCACGGAGCAGUGCCAGGACCCCCUGCCCUCCCCCGCUGCUGACAACUGCACAGACGAGGAGGGCGUCUGCCGCCGCACCCUGCUGGGCCCCGCCUUCGCUCCCUGCCACGGGCUGGUGGACGCCGAGGUGUACGUGGCUGCCUGCACCCAGGACCUGUGCCGCUGCCCCUCCUGCCCCUGUGCCACCUUCGCUGAGUACUCCCGCCAGUGCGCCCACGCGGGGGGGCAGCCGCAGAACUGGAGGGGCCCCGACCUCUGCCCCCAGACAUGCCCCCUGAACACUCAGCACCAGGAGUGCGGCUCGCCCUGCGUGGACACCUGCUCCAACUCUGAGCGCUCCCAGCUGUGCGAGGACCACUGCGUGGACGGCUGCUUCUGCCCCCCAGACACGGUGCUGGACGACGUCACCCACACUGGCUGCCUGCCCCUGCGACAGUGCCCUUGCACCCACGGCGGCCGCAUCUACGACCCUGGGGCCUCCUUCAACACCAGCUGCAGCUCCUGCACCUGCUCCGGGGGACUUUGGCAGUGCCAGGACCUCCCAUGCCCGGGCACCUGCUCCAUCCAGGGCGGGUCUCACAUCUCCACCUACGACGAGAAACUCUACGACGUACACGGGGACUGCAGUUACGUCCUCACCAAGGUAUGUGCAGACAGUGCGCUCGCCGUCCUGGCCGAGCUGCGCAAGUGCGGCCUGACGGACAACGAGAACUGCCUCAAAGCGGUGACGCUGAGCUUGAACGGAGGGGACACGACCGUCCAGAUCCAGGCCAACGGCGGGGUGUUCGUGAACUCCAUCUACACCCAGCUGCCCGUGUCUGUGGCUGGCGUCACGGUCUUCAGGCCGUCGUCCUUCUUCAUCCUGGUGCAGAUGGGCCGCUGGCUGCAGCUGCAGGUGCAGCUGGUGCCCCUCAUGCAGGUGUUCCUCUGGCUGGACCCCGCCUACCGCGGCCAGAUGUGCGGCCUGUGUGGGAACUUCAACCAGAACCAGGCUGACGACUUCCGGACGGUCGGCGGCGUGGUGGAGGCCACGGCCGCGGCCUUCGCCAACACCUGGAAGACCCAGGCCUCCUGCCCCAAUGUCAAGAACAGUUUUGAAGACCCCUGCUCCCUCAGCGUGGAGAAUGAGAACUAUGCCCAGCACUGGUGCUCCCUGCUGACCAACCCUGCCGGGCCCUUCUCGUCCUGCCACUCGGUCCUCAGCCCUGGGCCCUUCCACUCGAACUGCAUGUUUGACACCUGUAACUGUGAGAAGAGUGAGGACUGCAUGUGCGCGGCCCUGUCCUCCUACGUCCGGGCCUGUGCCGCCCGAGGCGUGCUGCUCAGCGGCUGGCGGGACGGCGUGUGCACCAAGUAUGCGAGCAGCUGCCCGAAGACCCAGAGCUACGCCCACAUGGUGGACAGCUGCCAGCCCACCUGCCGCUCCUUGAGCCAGCCUGACGUCUCCUGUGACGUGGCCUUCGUGCCUGUGGAUGGCUGCAUCUGCCCGCCGGGCACCUUCCUGGAUGAUGCGGGUGACUGUGUCCCCGCCGAAGCCUGUCCCUGCUACUUGCGUGGCACGGUGGUGGCUCCGGGGGAGGUCGUUCAUGACAACGGCGUGGUGUGCUCGUGUGUGAGCGGGAGGCUGAGCUGUCUGGGGGCCACGGAGCAGAGCAUAGGGUGUGUGGCCCCCAUGGUGUUCCUGGAUUGCAGCAACGCCUCUGCGGACGCACCGGGGGCUGAGUGCGUGCGAAGCUGCCACACCCUGGACGUGGACUGUUUCAGCACCCACUGCGUGUCAGGCUGCGUCUGCCCAGUGGGGCUGCUGUCCGACGGGAGCGGAGGCUGCGUGGCCAAGGAGGACUGCCCUUGCCUGCACAACGAGGCUGCCUACAAGCCCGGGGAGGUCAUCAAGGUCGACUGUAACACCUGCACCUGCAGGGGCCGCAGGUGGGAGUGCAGCGACCGGCCCUGCCUGGGCACCUGUGUGGCCUACGGGGACGGCCACUUCCUCACCUUCGACGGCGAGCGCUACGGCUUCGAGGGGAGCUGCGAGUACACGCUGGCACAGGACUACUGUGCGGGCAGCGCCGCCGCCAACGGGACCUUCCGCAUCGUCACCGAGAACGUGCCCUGCGGGACUACGGGCGCCACCUGCUCCAAGGCCGUCAAGAUCUUCCUGGGGAGCUACGAGCUGAUCCUGCACGAGGGCACCCACAAGGUGCUGCAGAGGGGGCUGGGCGGAGACCUGCCCUACAGGGUCCGCUACAUGGGCAUCUACCUGACCGUGGAGACCCACAGUGGUGUGGUCGUGUCCUGGGACCGGAAGACCAGCGUGAUCGUCCGGCUGCGCCAUGAAUACAAGGGGAGGGUCUGCGGGCUGUGCGGGAACUUUGAUGACAACGCUCUCAACGACUUCACCACGCGGAGUCAGUCCGUGGUGGGCGACGUGCUGGAGUUUGGCAACAGCUGGAAAUUCUCCCCAUCCUGCCCGGAUGCUCUGGCCUCCAGGGACCCCUGCACCGCCAACCCGUACCGCAAGUCCUGGGCCCAGAAACAGUGCAGCAUCAUCAAUAGCGCAACCUUCAGCGCCUGCCGGUCUCAGGUCGAUUCCACCAGGUACUAUGAAGCCUGUGUGAGCGAUGCCUGUGCCUGCGACUCGGGGGGUGACUGCGAGUGCUUCUGCACGGCUGUGGCCGCCUACGCCCAGGCCUGCCACGAAGCGGGUGUGUGCGUGUCCUGGCGGACCCCGGACAUCUGCCCUCUUUUCUGCGACUACUACAACCCGCACGGGGAGUGCGAGUGGCAUUACCAGCCCUGCGGGGCCCCCUGUCUGAAGACCUGCCGGAACCCCAGUGGGCUUUGCCUGAUGGACCUGCCAGGCCUGGAAGGCUGCUACCCGAAGUGCCCAUCCAGCAAGCCGUUCUUCAACGAGGACCAGAUGAAAUGCGUGGCCCAGUGCAGCGGCUGCUAUGACGAAGACGGGAACUACUAUGAUGUUGGCAAGAGGGUUCCCACCACGGAGAACUGUCAGAGCUGUGACUGCACCUCCAGCGGCCUCCAGUGCACGCACAGCCCCGAGGCCUGUACGUGCACCUAUGAGGGCAGGACCUAUGCCUACGGGGACGUCAUCUACAACACGACCGACGGGCUGGGCGCCUGCCUGAUUGCCAUGUGCAGAGACAAUGGAACCAUCGUCCGGAGGGCCAUGGAGUGCCCCGGAACCCCAUCUACAACGCCCUUCACCUUCACCAGCACGGCAGCUCCGCCCUCCACCACGGGCUUGGUCCCCACCCUGUCCACUGUGUGUGUGUGGAAGGUCUGCCACUGGUCCGACUGGUAUGAUGGAGGCCAUCCAGAGCCAGACAUGAGCGGGGGAGACUUUGAAACAUUCGAGAACCUGAGGCAGAGGGGCUACCAGGUCUGCCUGGCCCCCGCAGACAUUGAGUGCCAGGCACAGCUCUUCCCAGGCAUGCCCCUGGAGAAGCUGGGCCAGAAGGUGGAGUGUAGCCGGGGCAAGGGGUUGACUUGCCUCAACAGCGAGCAGAGCCCCCCACUCUGUCUCAACUAUGAGCUGAGGGUCCUCUGCUGUGACUAUGUGCCCUGUGGCACCAGCCAGCCUCCAUCCUCCCAGACACCGGCCACCUCCACCCAGACCACAUCCGCUCUAGGAACCACCCACCCGACCACGGCAGUGCCCACCUCGCAGACCCCAUCCACCAAGCUUACCACAGCCACGACCCCAGAGGGCAGCAGCUCUGCGUUCCCAGCCACCACCACCUGUGAGCCUCACUGUCGCUGGACAGAGUGGUUCGACGUGGACUACCCGAAGUACGAGGAGGCUGGGGGCGACUUCGAGACCUACGAGAAGAUCAGGGGCGCGGGCGGGGCUGUGUGCGAGCAGCCCCAAGAUAUAGAGUGUGAGGCUGAGAACUACCCUGGCCAGAAACCAGAGGAGGUGGGCCAGCGAGUGCACUGCGACGUCCGCUUCGGCCUGGUCUGCAGGAACGACGAGCAACUGGGCCUGUUCAAGAUGUGCUACAACUACAGAAUGCGUGUGCUGUGCUGUAGGUACAACCGCUGCAGCGUGCCCACGUCCACCACGUCCCCCACGGCCACGGCCUCCCCCUCCACAGCCACCGCUGCUACAGCCACCACUGCGACCGUGCCCACGGCCACCCCCUCCACAGCCACUGCCACCACUGCGACCGUGCCCACGGCCACCACUGCGACCGUGCCCACGGCCACCCCCUCCACAGCCACUGCCACCACUGCGACCGUGCCCACGGCCACCCCCUCCAUAGUCACUGCCACCACUGCGACCGUGCCCACGGCCACCCCCUCCACAGUCACUGCCACCACUGCGACCGUGCCCACGGCCACCCCCUCCACAGUCACUGCCACCACUGCGACCGUGCCCACGGCCACCCCCUCCACAGUCACUGCCACCACUGCGACCGUGCCCACGGCCACCCCCUCCACAGUCACUGCCACCACUGCGACCGUGCCCACGGCCACCCCCUCCACAGUCACUGCCACCACUGCGACCGUGCCCACGGCCACCCCCUCCACAGUCACUGCCACCACUGCGACCGUGCCCACGGCCACCCCCUCCACAGUCACUGCCACCACUGCGACCGUGCCCACGGCCACCCCCUCCACAGUCACUGCCACCACUGCGACCGUGCCCACGGCCACCCCCUCCACAGUCACUGCCACCACUGCGACCGUGCCCACGGCCACCCCCUCCAUAGUCACUGCCACCACUGCGACAGUGCCCACGGCCACCAUCUACACUGGCACAGCCCCCACUGCCUCUACGGCCUCCAGCACCACCUCCACUGCUGUGCCAACAACCACACAGUCCAGAACACAGGUGGGGAGCACAGUGGUUACCGGGCCCCCUGCCAGCAGUGCCACACCAGUGCCUGCCCUUUCCACGGGACUCACGACCCGAGUGACACACUCGAGUCCAGGCCACACAGGCACACCCCCAACAUCUCCUCCAGGAUCCACAGGGCCCACCACCCCGGGGACAGCCACGUCGGUCCUCCCGACUCACAAACCCUCACAGGAGCCCACCUCGGUGUUGACAACGACUCAAACCUCCACAGCUCGGCCGCCGACAGAAACAGCCCUGAGCACAACAGGCACCCCUCCCACCAGCAUGCUGCCCACCCAGCUCACCAAGACUGGCACCCCAGCCCUGACUAUGGCCACCACUGGGGCCUCCACCAGCCAGGGCACGACCAGCUGUGAACGCAAGUGCCAGUGGACAGAGUGGUUUGAUGUGGACUUCCCCACCUCGGGGGUCAUGGGUGGAGACAUAGAGACCUACGACAAUAUCCGGGCUGCAGGCGGCAAAAUGUGCCAGCAGCCAGAGAAGAUUGAAUGUCGGGCAGAGAACUACCCUGAGGUCAGCAUUGACCAGAUUGGGCAGGUGCUCAGCUGCAGCCUGGAGACAGGGUUGGUGUGCAGGAACGAGGACCAGAAGGGCCCGUUCACCAUGUGCUUCAACUACAACAUCCGUGUCUACUGCUGUGAUGAUGUCCGACACUGCCCCACCACAGCCACCCCAGGCCUCCAGUCCACUUCCGUGCCCCCUAGCAGCUCCACAGCAACGGGGCCAUGGACCUCGACCUCCAUGACGACCUGGCCCCAAAUCUCUUCCUCCAUGGUCCUGCCCACGACCCCCAAGCCAACUUUGACUGGUGCCCCCUCCACAGUCACUCUGGUGACUUCCCACAUUCUUGAGUCCACCUCUGUGACCAACCUGCCCCCCAGCCCAGUGAUGCCCACCACUCAGGCCACCACCCACACCCACUUCCUGCCACCCACAACCUCCAACGGCACUACACAAAUCACAGAGCUUCCCAUCAGGCCCUCUGAGACCAUGACCAGACCCCCAGUCACCACACUCAGCACAGGCCAGGCUACUUCCAGCACAGGGGCAGGCACCAGAACCUCCCUAUCCCCUCCAUGGCCUCAGCCCAGCACCUCCUCACUGGGCACCUCCCUGGGACCCACCACCACCACCACCACCUCCAGCUCUGUGACCACUUUGUCCUCGCCAAAGACCCACACCUCUGGGACCACCUUGGUCCCCACGCCCCCAGGGACUGAGUCCACAGCCUGUGAGCGUCAGUGUGCCUGGACAGACUGGAUGGACCAGAGCUACCCAAUGCCAGGGGCUAAUGGGGGGGACUUUGAGACCUAUGCUAACAUCCGGGCGGCCGGUGGGACUAUCUGUGAGCAGCCUCUGAGGCUGGAGUGUCGGGCUGAGGAGCUGCCUGACAUCACCCUGCAGGACCUGGGCCAGGUGGUAGAGUGCCAGCUAGAGGUGGGCCUGGUGUGCCGGAACCAGGACCAGAGUGGCCAGAUGUGCUUCAACUACCAGAUCCGCUUGCUCUGCUGUGACAAGAGCCACUGCCCCAGCAUGGCCAUCACCACCUCCACCCCCACCAGUGUGACAGGACCCUCCUCCACAGCGACCACAGAGAGGACCUCCGCCCCCACCAGUGUGACAGGACCCUCCUCCACAGCGACCACAGAGAGGACCUCCGCCCCCACCAGUGUGACAGGACCCUCCUCCACAGCGACCACAGAGAGGACCUCCGCCCCCACCAGUGUGACAGGACCCUCCUCCACAGCGACCACAGAGAGGACCUCCGCCCCCACCAGUGUGACAGGACCCUCCUCCACAGCGACCACAGAGAGGACCUCCGCCCCCACCAGUGUGACAGGACCCUCCUCCACAGCGACCACAGAGAGGACCUCCGCCCCCACCAGUGUGACAGGACCCUCCUCCACAGCGACCACAGAGAGGACCUCCGCCCCCACCAGUGUGACAGGACCCUCCUCCACAGCGACCACAGAGAGGACCUCCGCCCCCACCAGUGUGACAGGACCCUCCUCCACAGCGACCACAGAGAGGACCUCCGCCCCCACCAGUGUGACAGGACCCUCCUCCACAGCGACCACAGAGAGGACCUCCGCCCCCACCAGUGUGACAGGACCCUCCUCCACAGCGACCUCAGAAAGGGUCUCCACGCCCAUCACAGUGACAGGACCUUCCUCCACAUCGACCACUGAGAGGGUCUCCACCCCCACCAGUGUGACAGGACCUUCCUCCACAGCGACCACAGAGAAGACCUCCACACCCACCACUGUGACAGGACCCUCCCCCACAGCAACCACCGAGAGGACCUCCACACCCACCACUGUGACAGGACCCCCCUCCAAAGCGACCACUGAGGGGACCUCCACCCUCACCACUGUGACAGUUCCCUUCUCCACAGGGACCACUGAGAGUACCUCCACCCCCAUCAGUGUGACAAGACCUUCCUCCACAGCGACCACUGAGAGGACCCUCAUCCCCACCAGUGUGACAGGACCUCCCUCCAAAGCGACCACUGAGGGGACAUCCACCUCCACUAGUGUGACAGCUCCCUUCUCCAUGGGGAGCACUGAGAGGACCUCCACCCCCACGAGUGUGACAGGACCCUCCUCCACAGCAACCUCAGAGAGGGUCUCCACGCCCACGAGUGUGACAGCUCCCUUCUUCACAGCGACCAGCAGGAGGACCUCCACCCCCACCAGUGUGACAGGACCUCCCUCCAAAGCGACCACUGAGGGGACCUCCACCCCCACCAGUGUGACAGCUCCCUUCUCCACGGGUAUAACUGAGAGGACCUCCACCCCCACCAGUGUGACAGGACCCUCCUCCAAAGCGACCACUGAGGGGACAUCCACCCCCACCAGUGUGACAGCUCCCUCCUCAGGGACCACAGAGAGGGUCUCUACCCCCCCGAGUGGGACAGUACUCUCCUCUACAGCAACCUCAGAAAGGGUCUCCACCCCCACCAGUGUGACAGGACCCUCCUCCACAGCGACCACUGAGAGGACCUCCACCCCCACGAGUGUGACAGGACCCUCCUCCACAGCAACCUCAGAGAGGGUCUCCACGCCCACGAGUGUGACAGCUCCCUUCUUCACAGCGACCAGCAGGAGGACCUCCACCCCCACCAGUGUGACAGGACCUCCCUCCAAAGCGACCACUGAGGGGACCUCCACCCCUACCAGUGUGACAGCUCCCUUCUCCACGGGUAUAACUGAGAGGACCUCCACCCCCACCAGUGUGACAGGACCCUCCUCCAAAGUGACCACUGAGGUGACCUCCACCCCCACCAGUGUGACAGGACCCUCCUCCACAGCGACCUCAGAAAGGGUCCCUACCCCCACCAGUGUGACAGCUCCCUCCUCCAUGGGGACCACCGAGAGGGUGUCCAUCUCUAGUCCCUCUGCCUUCCCGGGGUCCUCACCCAUGACCACCAAGCCAGGCUUGUCCAUUAUCUCUCCCACAGGUCACCUGUUGACCUCCCCCUUAUCGACUACUCCUGGGUCUCCACCCACUACCCCGUCCUGGUCCUCAGAGACCUCUGGCAGCCUGAUGCCCUCCGUUGUCCCCCCAACCUCAUCUGGGCCCACCACGCCCUGCCUUUGUCACGCCUUUGGGAAGUUCUUCCUACCAGGGGACAUUGUCUACAACAAGACAGAUGGGGCAGGCUGCCCCUUCUUAGCCAUCUGCAACCAGCACUGUGACCUUGACCGCUUCCAGGGCACCUGCCCUACCUCCUCACCCCCAGGAACCUCAGCCUCUGUGCCCCCAACCACCCCAGUUGUCGGCUGUGAUCGCACAAUCCCUCCUCGAAAGGUGAAUGAGUCCUGGUUCCUGGAGGACUGCACGGUGGCCCGUUGUGAAGGUGACAACCGUAUCAUCCUGCUGGGACCACGGCCGAUGAAGAGCAUCACCUGUGUGAACGGGCACCUGCCCGUGAAGGUGCAGAAUCAGAGCCAUCCCUGUGACUACCACUACGAGUGCGAGUGCGUCUGCAGUGGCUGGGGGGGCGCCCACUACGAGACCUUCGACGGCACCUCCUACUCCUUCCUGGACAACUGCACCCACGUCCUCGUGCGCGAGAUCCAGCCACGCUACGGCAACCUCCGCAUUUUGCUGCACAACCGCUUCUGUGAGGCCGCUGCCCACUGCCCCCGCGCUCUGAGCAUCCACUACCAGCCCAUGGACAUCGUCCUCUCCACCUCCACUGGCGCUGGUGGGCAAGAGGAAAGCCUGAUCCUGUUGAACCAAACGCGGGUGAGGCAGAGCUUCAGCAAGAACGGCGUGACCGUGACCCUGACCGGGGCCACCGGAAUGCGUGUUGAUAUUCCCGCCGUCGGUGUCAGCAUCACCUUCAACGGGCGGGUCUUCCAGGCCCGGCUCUCGUACAGCCGCUUCAAUCACAACACUGAGGGCCAGUGCGGCACCUGCACCAACAACCGCAGGGACGAAUGUCGCCGGCCCGACGGCACCAUGGCCCGCACCUGCCAGGACAUGGCCCGGUCCUGGCUGGUCUCCGAGAGCAGUGGGGAGGGCUGCGGGGUGCCCACCGGCCUGCCCAUAACCACCAGCCCCCUCUCGCCGGGAGCCAGCACGCCUGCCGUCCAGCCAUCGUGCCCCCCAGAGCCCCUCUGCGAGCUGAUGCUGAGCCCGGUCUUCGCCGGGUGCCACAGCCUCAUCCCCCCUGGCCCGUACUUCAACGCCUGUGUCAGUGACAGUUGCUGGCCCGGCCGCGGCCGUGCGGUGCUCUGCCAGAGCCUGGAGGCCUACGCAGAGCUCUGCCGCUCCCGGGGUGUCUGCCCCGACUGGCGCAACGCCACCCACGGGCUGUGCGACCUCACCUGCCCGCCCUCCAAGGUCUACAAGUCGUGUGGCCCCGUGCAGCCGGAGUCCUGCGACUCCAGGAGCCAGAGCCCGCUGAGCGUGGGGCUGGCAGAGGGCUGCUUCUGUCCCGAGGGCCACAUCCUCUUCAACUCCCACAGGGACAUCUGCGUGCCCGAGUGCCCCUGUGUGGGACCGGACGGGCUUCCCAAAUUCCCUGGAGAGCGGUGGGUCAGCAACUGCCAGGACUGCGUGUGUGACAAGGGCGCCGUGUCAGUGCAGUGCUCACCUGUGGAGUGCCCGGCCCCAGACCAGCCACAGGAAUGCAGCGAGGCCGGCUUCGUGGCCGUGAGCAGGCCUCUGGCGGACAAACCGUGCUGCAUGGAGACUCUGUGCGUCUGCAAUGCAAGCACGUGCCCCCAGAGCCCACCUGCGUGUAGGCCGGGAGAGAAGCUGGUCCGCACCCAGGUGGAGGAUGACUGUUGCCCCACCUUCAGCUGCUCGAUGCCCUGGUCUGCGCUCAGCCAGGGUCACGUCGGUGCGACCUUCCAAGGGGUCACUCCAUGCCACACGUGCACCUGUCUGUCCACGGAUAGCAGGGACCCGACCAUGUGGUGUGAGGAGAAGGCGUGCAAUACCACCUGCCUCCAGGGCUUUGAGUACUCCACGGUGGCCGGGCAGUGCUGUGGGGAGUGCGUGCAGACCGCCUGCCUCGCACCGGAUGGCCAGCUGGUCCAGCUCAACGAGACCUGGGUCAACAGCCUAGUGGACAACUGCACGGAGUACCACUGCCAGGCCAGGGACGGACCCCCUAUGCUGACCCCAACGCCUGUGGUCUGCCCCGACGUGUCCACCUGCAAGGGCAUCCUCAAGAAAAUUGGCUGCUGCUACUCUUGUGUGCAAACGGACGCCUGCCAGGUCCACGCCAACAUGACGGUCCUUCGACACCGGGGCUGCGUCACCCAGGCCGCCGUCAGGGUCUCUUUCUGCGAGGGCUCUUGCCCGGAAGUGUCCCGGUACUCCAUGGAGGCGCAGGCUGGGCAGUGCCGCUGCACCUGCUGCCAGGAGACCAGGACCCACCAGGAGGUGGUGACCAUGCAGUGCCCCGACGGGACGGCCUUCCAGCACACCUACACCCAUGUGGACGAGUGCAGCUGCGUCCCGGCCUGCGCGUCCUCGUCCCAGGUUCUUGAGGAUAGCGUGUCCACCUUCCCACUCUUGGGGUCCACCACUGUCUGAUGUUCUGGGCCCCCCAGACGCCCCCACCACCAUGGAAACCACGGGCGCCCACACACACCUUCCAUGGGUACCACUGCCCCCGCCCUCUUUGCACUUGCCCGGUGAAGCCUGGGCCCUGCAGGGUGACAGCGCAGUGGGGGUCGGCUUGAGGAGGACCCCGGGCAGGGGCCUGCCCUCAGAGCCCCUCGUGCCUGUUUGGCCACCUCCCUGGCCAUCAGGGUCAGAUGACGCUCACCUGGAACACGAGCACAUCCAGGCGUUGACCCCAGCCGGUAUCAGAAGGAUGCCAUGGAGAAAACCGCACACCCCCCGCUGUGCUCGGGGUCCCACCGCGGCCUCUGUGCCCCUCAAAGCCCCCGGGGCACAGACCCCCACUGGCUACCUCCUGCAGCGAACCGCAGACUGAGGCCGGGCCAGGCAAGGCCAGCUGCCUCCAGGGAGCUGCGUCAGGCAGGCAGGCUGGGUGCAUGCCGGUGUCUGGACCCUGAUCUGAGGCUACGA
Odocoileus virginianus texanus is the source of this 12471-nucleotide messenger RNA. The record is from RefSeq and is a predicted model, not a curated record. NCBI's taxonomy places the organism in Eukaryota, Metazoa, Chordata, Mammalia, Artiodactyla, Cervidae.